Messenger RNA from Oncorhynchus nerka (sockeye salmon), 5589 nucleotides. It is a transcript of the gene gimap, whose product is annotated as GTPase IMAP family member 7. The transcript is spliced from 2 exons. Bases 1567 to 2466 code for a protein of 299 amino acids. Gene Ontology annotation, molecular function: GTP binding. The record is from RefSeq and is a predicted model, not a curated record. NCBI's taxonomy places the organism in Eukaryota, Metazoa, Chordata, Actinopteri, Salmoniformes, Salmonidae.
GCAGGCAUUUGAUUAGCAGUUCUUAUGGCUUCGGGUUAGAAGCUGUUAGCACUAGAGGUCGACCGAUUAUGAUUUUUCAACACCGAUACCGAUUAUUGGAGAACCAUAAAAAAGCCGAUUAGUCGGCCGAUUAAAAAAAAAAAAAAAGUUUAUUUAUUUGUAAUAAUGACAAUUACAACAAUACUGAAUGAACACUUAUUUUAACUUAAUAUAAUACAUCAAUAAAAUCAAUUUAGCCUCAAAUAAAUAAUGAAACAUGUUCAAUUUGGUUUAAAGUUCCUUGCUCAGAACAUGAGAACAUAUGAAAGCUGGUGGUUCCUUUUAACAUGAGUCUUCAAUAUUCCCAGUUAAGAAGUUUUAGUUAUUAUAUGAAUUAUAGGACUAUUUCUCUCUAUACAAUUUGUAUUUCAUAUACCUUUGACUAUUGGAUGUUCUUAUAGGCACUUUACUAUUGCCAGUGUAACUGUAUAGCUUCCGUCCCCCUCCUCGCCCCUACCUGGGCUCGAACCAGGAACACAUCGACAACAGCCACCCUCGAAGCAUCGUUACCCAUCUCUCCACAAAAGCCGUGGCCCAUGCAGAGCGAGGGGAACAAGUCCUUCAAGGUCUCAGAGCGAGUGACGUUACCGAUUGAAACGCUAUUAGCGCGCACCCCGCUAACUAGCUAGCCAUGUCACAUCGGUCACACCAGCCUAAUCUCGGGAGUCGAUAGGCUUGAAGUCAAAAACAGCUCAAUGCUUGAAGCACAGGGAAGAGCUGCUGGCAAAACGCACAAAAUUGCUGUUAGAAUGAAUGCUUACGAGCCUGCUGCCGCCUACCACAGCUCAGUCAGACUGCUCUAUCAAAUCAUAGACUUAAUUAUAACAUAAUAACACACAGAAAUACGAGCCUUUGGUCAUUAAUAUGGUCGAAUCCGGGAACUAUAAUAAAUAUGAAACAAAACGUUUCUUCUUUCAACCCUAAGUCUAGAUAUUGCUGUUACAUUGCACAACCUUCAAUGUUAUGUCAUAAUUAUGUACAAUUCUGGCAAAUGAAUUACGGUCUUUGUUAGGAAUAAAUGGUCUUCACACAGUUGGCAACGAGCCAGGCGGCCCAAACUGCUGCAUAUACCCUGACUCUGCUUGCACGGAACGCAAGAGAAGUGACACAAUUUCCCUAGUUAUAAGAAAUUCAUGUUUAGCAGGCAAUAUUAACUAAAUAUGCAGGUUUAAAAAAAUAUAUACUUGUGUAUUGAUUUUAAAGAAAGGCAUUGAUGUUUAUGGUUUGGUACACAUGGGUGCAACGACAUAAUCGGCUUCAUUUGUGAAUUAAAUCACCCGUUUCAUUCCCCGUUUAAAUGACUUUUUUUUUGCUCCGGGCCCUUAGUUGGAAGUUAUUCACACGAUAAUCCCUAUCCCGUUCUCAUUGCUUAACUGUGCAUUUAUACACAGAAUAUUGUCCUAGUGGAUUAGCCUACUGGUGCUGGGAAAAGCUCCCGAUGCACAAUGUUUUAACUUUGCUUUUUCAAAAUCAGUAGAUGAGAGCCAGCCACGUCGGAGAACAUGGAGCUCAGAACUUCCUCCUAACAUGAUGUUCAUGACCAGAAUAGUGCUGGUGGGGAAGACUGGUGCUGGGAAGAGUUCUUCAGCCAACACCAUCCUGGGGAGAGAUGCCUUCAGAUCAGCUGGUCGUAUGUCAUCUGUCACCAAAGAGUGUUCUAAAGAGACAGGGGAGGUGGGAGACAGACAGGUCACCGUAGUCGAUACACCUGGUCUAUUAGACACAAAUCUGCCUGAAUUGACACUGAAGAGAGAGAUAGCUAAGUGUGUCAACAUGUCAGCACCUGGUCCCCAUGCCAUCAUAGUUGUCAUUAAAGUAGGUCCCAUCACCAGGGAGGAGAUGAGCACAGUGCAGAAACUUGAGGAAAUAUUUGGGAAAGAUGCAGAGAAGCACACCAUGAUCCUUUUUACCUGUGCUGAAGGAGGGAUUGAGAAAAUGUUGGAAGAGGCAAAUGAGGAAUUCAGAAAAAUUCUGCAGAGGUUAGGGAAUAGAUACCAUGUCUUCAACAAUAUGGAAAAAAGUGACCGUACCCAAGUGCUGAAACUCUUUGACAAGAUAGAUGAAAUGAUUAAGGCAAAUCAGGGUAGCUACUACACAAAUUACACAUAUCAACAAGUAAACGAAAUGCUUGCUGAUAGGGAAAGGAAGGCCAGGGAUAUCUUUGAGAAGAAAAUGCAGGAAAAAGAGGCAUCAUUACUAGCUAGAUACGAGGAAGCUCUGAGAGCACUGCUGAUUGAAAAUCUAACUCUUGAGAAGACGGUCCUGGAGAAGGAAAACAGAAUCAGACAGCUGGAGAUCAAUAGAGACAGGGAACUGAAAGAGACAAAGCGUUACUUUGCUGCUUUACGAAAAGAUGCACGACAGCUUAUUGAACAGAUCCCAGAUUUUGAGAAUUUAGAAUUUAGUUCCAUUAAGCAAUAUGCAUAGAAGGUGCCUACUCUGGAAACGAAUGGAUUUAUUGAUUUUAGUAUUUUAUCCCCAAUUAGCCGCCGCCAGAAAUACAUAACUAUGGCUGUAAACGGUGACUAGGCAGUCAUAGGUUAUGGACUUCAGUCAAAUUCCACAUGACCGUUUAGUCACGGUAAUUCGGGUUCUCUAAGCUCUGAUGCUCGUCGUUAGUAGUCAACCAAACUUGCUAACUGCCUGGUACUCAGCACUCUAUUGUCCCUCUAAUCACUCUGACAUCAAUAGAAAUGUAAUGGAAAAUCUGAUCAAACACUUCAUGAGAGCUCGUGUUGCGCAACAUUUCUAUAGGCUAUGUAAUUGCGUGAGAAAACAGAGUGAUGGCCUCUAUUAAAAAGAGGAGGAUCCCAUCAGCUCUCUAUAGAGUAGGCCUACUGUAUUUAUUUCUCAAAUGUCCUAAUAUUAAGCACAUUGCUUAUCUUUACAACAGGAGUAUAGAUUACCUGACUAGCAUAAAAAUGAACCACAGGAAAAAGCGUCCUCCAUUCGCUAUUUAAGUGCAGAGAUGACAUAUAUUUAUUCCCCCUGUUUCGAUACAGGUGCCUGAUAAUGGUCCAUUCUAAAUCAAUCACACAUAUGUCAUUUAGUAUAUGUAAAGACAAGAUUAAAUCAAGAAUAGUCUGAUGGGUGACAAUAUUAGACUAUCACAUGUGAAUAUGGUGUAUUAUCACUUGAUACCCAGCUUGUGUGCAGUAAGGCAAGAAACAGCGCAUGCCUUUUUCUUCUUCAAAUCAUAGUUGCACACCUCAUGUAGCCUAGCCCACAGGCCUAUUUGCUCUGAUAAGAUUUGUAUCACAACUAAGUGUCCAAAUAACUUCUUGAAACGAAGCACAUGAAUCUGCUUUUCAACAGGUGUAGUGCCUAACUACAUACAUAAGCAGGGUGUAGUGCCUAACUACAUACAUAAGCAGGGUGUAGUGCCUAACUGCAUACAUAAGCAGGGUGUAGUGCCUAACUACAUACAUAAGCAGGGUGUAGUGCCUAACUACAUACAUAAGCAGGGUGUAAAGCCUAACUGCAUACAUAAGCAGGGUGUAGUGCCUAACUACAUACAUAAGCAGGGUGUAGUGCCUAACUACAUACAUAAGCAGGGUGUAGUGCCUAACUACAUACAUAAGCAGGGUGUAGUGCCUAACUGCAUACAUAAGCAGGGUGUAGUGCCUAACUACAUACAUAAGCAGGGUGUAGUGCCUAACUGCAUACAUAAGCAGGGUGUAGUGCCUAACUACAUACAUAAGCAGGGUGUAGUGCCUAACUGCAUACAUAAGCAGGGUGUAGAGCCUAACUACAUACAUAAGCAGGGUGUAGUGCCUAACUACAUACAUAAGCAGGGUGUAGUGCCUAACUACAUACAUAAGCAGGGUGUAGUGCCUAACUACAUACAAAAGCAGCGCCUGAGUUUCAAGUUUGGGGAAAAUAAUUUUCACCAUAAAAAAUGCACCUUCUAUGAUAAAAGCAUUACCUGCAUCAUUACGUUUGUGGCCUGUUUUGAUAAUAGUGUUUACUGAUAAUGGAACAUUCACGCUUACUGAGGUGUGCACAUUGCUUCCCUUAUAAUGUGAAGAAAUAGCCUAAUAGGUUAUCACAUUUUAAGCUCAACAUUCUGAUGUGUUGCAACAGCCACAUUGCGUAAUUUUGUGUUGUUGUUGAUGUAAGUGGUUGUAUUAAUUUGGGAUCUAUCUCAUUCCACAACUGUCCCAGACUAUGUUUGCAAUAUGUCUUUCUCGCACAGAAAGACAAGUUGACCAAUGGAAUAGGUCGACCUUUGUACUAUGGGGGAUAGUAGAUUGACAUAGGCUAGUGCUGUUGCUGUUCGUUAGACCUACUCAUCUUGUUGGCUGACGAAAAGUAAAUGUGCACAGUUCUUUUAACAUCUGAUAUAUGCGCCUCGGGAAUUGGAUAAGAAGGACGUGUGCAGUUGUGUCCCCGAUGUGUCUGUCUUCACUUGUAGCUUACUUCUUAGGUGAGAUGCCUGUGAGAAGGACACGAUCGUGUGACAGGCAUUGGCUAAUAAAAAUGUAGAUUUUUAUGAGAGAGCCAUCUGAGAGAGCCAUGUGAGUGAGAGGUGCUUUGGAGCACAGUGAUUGGCAGCCGGAAGAAGGGGAUUAUAAUAUUCAACCCAAGGGCGCAACGGCCACUGGCCACAAAAGACAUGGAUUUGUUUAGGGGGCGUUACGGCCACACGGGGGAUUCUGCCAGGAAAUUGUUUGCUCGUCAAAUUGUGAAUGAGAGACUGAUGAAGUGUGUACAGCCUGUGCAAAAAACAAUGAGGGUUUUUACUCAUUACACACAUCAACAAAUAUUGUUCACAUAUUCGACAAAACCUAUUUUAUGACCACAUAUACACCAUUUUUGUCUUUGCAACUUUGGUUUUCCUAGACAUUGAUAUUAUAUUAUGAUCACUACAUCUGAUGGAUCUGAAUAAUCUUGACAGGAAUGUGGUUCUGAAUAUAAACACCAACACCUCCACCAUUGGCAUUCCUGUCUUUUCUGUAGAUGUUAUGACCUGGUACCUGUUGUACCUGUUCACUGACUCUGAAGGAAAACAACUCAGCGGUCUAUAGGAGCUUCCUACUAAAGCUGUGGCAGUCAUGACAUUUUGUCAGCCGGUUAUGCAAAAUGCCUCAUGCUGCACAGCUUUUCCCUCAUCAAGUGAUCAUAUUUUCACCCAUCAGACUAUUCUCAAUUAAAUAUUAUCUUUGCUAAUAUAUUCAAUUAGUUUUGAUUUAGUAUGGCUCAUGAUCAAAUGGGCAGGAACAGGGGCAGGGUAGAAAAUACAUGUCACAAAUAGCGAAUGGAGGCCACUGCCCAUUUGAUAAUAAUACUGUAUCAAAGGAAUUAGCUAAGUAUGUUUCAGAGAAUACAGAAUGUUCAAUAUGGGGAUGUUUUGUUUUGUAAUAAUCAAGUAUGUGGUAUGUAUAUAUUGUUUUUAGUUUUUUUACUUUUUUCAUAUACUGUAUUUUGUAAAUAUAUGACUGUAAUGAGGACCACAUUGGUUAUAACGGGUUUAUAAUGUUUCAACACGAAUGUAUUGUUGUUUGUUUUCUUUAUACCAAAAUACAAAUGAAUAACAGAUAAAACAGACAA